This is a messenger RNA of Lucilia cuprina (Australian sheep blowfly), 1239 nucleotides long. RefSeq lists its product as uncharacterized. NCBI's taxonomy places the organism in Eukaryota, Metazoa, Arthropoda, Insecta, Diptera, Calliphoridae. The coding region runs from base 1 to 1239 and encodes 412 amino acids. The transcript has 7 exons. The record is from RefSeq and is a predicted model, not a curated record.
AUGUUAAAUGCUGAAACCAAAUCCCUAAAUAACUUUCCACCUCUAUAUAAUUUUGAUGAUUACGAUGCCUGUCUCAAUAGUAAAACUUCAAGAUUUGAAUCCACCUACUGUAUGGUUUAUGCCGAAAUACGACCACAAAACUCUUCCAAAUUAUGGCGACAAGUUUUCCAACACAAUAAUGAAUAUAAAUUCCAUUAUAGACGUGAUCGUCUAUUCUUUGGAGUUUGUAUGGAACGUUGUAAAAACUAUCCCAAGUUGUUGGAUAAUAAUUAUCAAUAUAAUGAUAGUAGACUGGCAAAUAAGAUUACAGAAUUCUUUGAUGUGAUCCAUAAACGUCCACUUGAUCUGCAAAUGCGUUCUGAAUAUCAUGAAUUGGUACAUAACUGUUUAAAUUCAGAAUUUUACGACAAAUAUGGUGCAGAUUUAAGAACCUACAUUGAGUAUUGUGAAAGAUCUGAAGAAACCAUUGAAAAAGAUACGCUGGAGAAGGUUUUUUACAAAUUGCUACAAAUAAUUUUAAUUCUAAAUAUUUUAUCUACUCUUUACGACUCCUGUUUGAAGAGACGACAACCGGUUGAGCUUCAAAAUGAGGAUUAUUAUAAAGUGAAUCCUCAACAGCCAGUCUCUACCCUCUUAACAGCAUUUUCAAUACGACGCAACUAUUAUCGUCUCGUCGAACCAUCCACUAGUCAACUGAGCAUGGAUCUUAGUUAUUUAGAUGGAAUACGUUCAGUUUGUGUCAUUUUUAUAAUAACAGGACAUGCAUACUUUAUUCAAUAUCAUCAUGUGAAAAAUUCGGAAAUUUUUGAAGAAUUUGCCAAAAGUCCCAUACAUUUGUGGCUAACGAAUGGUACCAUAUUAUUGGAAUUAUUUCAUAUUCUAAGCGGUAUGAUGUUGUAUCUUAAAUUUACGCAAUUUUUUAAAAUCACUUCUCAGUCAAGUGGCCGAUAUUGUUUAAAGGCUUUCGGUAAAGUAAUGAUGUUUCGUUUUAUUAGGUUUCUUCCCUCAUUGGUGUUAUUUAUAUUAGUAAAUGCUACUUUUUUUACUCGUCUACAAGAUGGUCCAUUUUGGCGUCAUUUAAGCGAACCGGCUCGCAUAUUUAGUCGUGAAAAAUGGUGGAAAAACUUAUUUAUUAUUGAUAAUAUCUCAGAAAGUGGAUUUGCUCAUACCUGGUAUUUAACAUCCGAUUGGCAAAUAUUCGCUUUUUAUGUUUGUGUGCUGAUCAUAAUACACAAGUAA